Molecule: messenger RNA, 648 nt
Organism: Prionailurus viverrinus (fishing cat)
Lineage: Eukaryota; Metazoa; Chordata; Mammalia; Carnivora; Felidae
Product: major histocompatibility complex class I-related gene protein
Biological process (GO): immune response
Cellular component (GO): external side of plasma membrane
Source: RefSeq, a predicted model, not a curated record
UGGCAGAAAGAGCCAUGGGCUCUGUAGAUGGUGGAGAACCCCAUGCCUGGUCACCGGGAGAGGUACACUCAGCCGCCAAAGGGCCAGCAGCAGACCUUCAAGGUGGAACGGAAGCAGCUGCAGAGUCAGCACAAUCACUCAGGGUUUCACAGUUACCAGAGAAUCAUUGGCUCGGAGUUGUUGGAGGACAGAAGCACCAUGUUUCUCCAGCAGGCCUAUGAUGGACAAGAUUUCACGAUCUUCACUAAAGAUAUCCUUUCCUAGAUGGUUAUUGAUAAUGUGGCUCACAUUACCAAGUGGGCACAGGAGGCUAAUUGGCAUGAGUUAUAUCAAAAGAAUUGGCUAGAAGAAGAACAUACUGCUUCAUUAGAGAGGUUCCUGCAGUUUGGGGAAGAUAUCCUGCAAAGGAUAGGUAACAAGAAGGGGGAACACCAGGGGCGAGCAAGGGUCGGUGCCCUAGAAGAAGCGCCUUCUAGCAAGUGCUGUGCCUGUGGAGAAACACAGCAGCUGGCAGACUGCAGUGAGGUGGUUGGGGAACAGGUGUUUGUGACCCCAACCCUUCCCUCUUUUGGCUCUCUGACAUUUGCUGAGGAUGCUCCUCCACUGGCCAAAACUACUCAGGCCAAGGAGACCCCAGGGGCAGUCUGA